This is a messenger RNA of Knipowitschia caucasica, 570 nucleotides long. The record is from the annotation of a GenBank genome assembly. Lineage: Eukaryota; Metazoa; Chordata; Actinopteri; Gobiiformes; Gobiidae.
AUGGACAUGAAAAUAAAGAUGCCACAAGAGCCAGAAGCCAGAGUCCUGCUAUGGACAGAUAUAACUUACCAUGACAUGGAGAAGAUCAACCAAAUACAGUCCAUCCCAGAGAUACAAAAAGCUUUAUGUGAAGUGCUGGAGAUCGAGCUCCCAGAUCCAAAGCGAGGAAUUUUGCUGGACCUUUAUGUUCAGACAAUACUUUACUGUCGAGAAAAGCAGUAUAAAGCCGCACAGACGUCAACUCUUCUGUCCAUCCUUAAAGCUAUUCACAGGGUUAACGUGGAAACCAUCAUGAACAACAUCACACACUGUCAUUCGUUUUGCAAAGAGCUUCUGUUCCGUCAUUCAGUUCGGCGACCACCAUCGAGCAUUGACCUUUACAACGCAGAGGAAGUGUUCUCCAUCUAUGAAUACAUCUACAACACUUACCUGAGACACUACAGACUUUAUAAGGCUAUUUUUACCCCACAGGUGAAACUAGAUUUGUCACUGACAUAUUCUGAUCAGACAGUUGGUUCUACUCCAGAUAAUGCAGUGGACAGCUUGAAAGACCAAAAACCCGCAGACUGA